AUGGGUGCUUUAUUAUCCUCACUUGCUGCUCCUUUAAUUCAAGCAGGUAGCGGACUCGUUGGAACUGUUGCCAACCUUUUUAUGAAUAAUAAGAAUCUUCAGGCACAGAAAGAUAUUAAUCAGCAGAAUAUUGAAUUGGCAAGAGAACAAAACAGAUGGAAUGAGGAAAUGAUUGAUAAGGCGAAUGCUUAUAAUUCUCCUGAACAUCAGAGACAACUUCUUGAAGAAGCUGGUUAUAAUCCUGCUCUUUUUUCUCCCGAGGGCAUGACUAUGCAGGCUCCUCAAAGUGCUGACCUUGCUAAUCAACAAAUGAUUCACAAUGACCCUGCAGCCCUAAGUGGUUUUAAUCAGGGAUUAAAUCAGUGGCACAAUCAGGCAACUACACAUUUAACGGAGGAGCAAUCUAAGACUUUUGCAGUCCAGAUAGAUGAAAUGAAUCAAAAAAUCCGUCAGUCUCAGGAACAAAUUAUUCUUAUGCGUCAGCAAGGAAAGAAAAUUGAUUAUGAUAUUCGUUUUUCUGGUGAGCAACUUAAGUUACAGAUUAAACAAACUUCUGCAACUAUUCAGAAAAUUAUGAGUGAUAUAGGUGUUAAUGAUGCAACUAUUCAUAAGAUUUCGCAAGAGAUUGUUAAUCUUUCUCAACAAGCAAUUCUGACUGGUAAACAAAUAGAAUCUGCUGAGCUUAAUAAUAUAUAUCAGUCUAUUGUGAAUACUUAUGCUGAUGAAUCAGAGAAAGAGAAGAUUAACAGUAUGAAAGCAUCUAUAUAUAAUGCUCUUACUUCUUCAACUGCUAAGACUGUUGAUAAUUUUGCAACUUGGUUGUCAAAUUUUACACAUAAUAUUACUCAUUCAUCAGGUUAUAAAAAUCCUUUUGAUGGUUCAUUUGACAGAAUCAACCGUAAAGGCGGUUUUCUUAAUCAAGAAUAA
Molecule: messenger RNA, 927 nt
Organism: Cylicocyclus nassatus
Lineage: Eukaryota; Metazoa; Nematoda; Chromadorea; Rhabditida; Strongylidae
Source: the annotation of a GenBank genome assembly